GUUGACACAGGUGGUGGCGGGAGUGAGGGUUUGAGGUUUUGUGGGUUGGCUUGUGGUGAGUUGGAUUGGAUUGGUUAGUGCGGCUGCAGAAGCGUUGGGUGGUUGGGUUGGAGACGGUUGAGGUGGUGGGUGAGUAGAAGGAGUACUUGACGGUGGAGUUGCCUGCGCCUAGGACUGCUGGGUGUGCAUACGCUGCGGAGGGCGGCUUGAAUGCAGAGCAGGGACGUUGUGCGCACUUCGACAAGUGUCCGGGAUCACACUUGACGCCUUUGGUGCCCUUUGGUGAUGUUGGCUGACUUAUUGAAACGCAUUUGGCCUACCAAUUUGGCAUCCGCGCUUAAAAGGCCCCUUUGCAUGCGGCUCAGGAGGAGCCUGCCGUACAAACGGUAGCGGACUUGCGUAUUUUGCGCUUCCCGUAUUGUAUGCUCGUGCUACGACUUGCGAUCUGGUAUAGGCCGUUGGUGCUAGCUGUGCGCUGCUCAUGGGCGCACUAUCCUAUAAGUAUGGUGAUCUUGUAGAGUUUCCCGCGCUUUAGCAAGCGUAUCGAUGCCAACGGUUUCAAGCGCUAUCACCCUGUGCAAGCUUUGAUACAUAACAAAUGUAAUCAGUAGUCUAGAAUAUACGCCCUACUUUCCAGACAUGGCGUCAAAGUUUAAGCAGAAGCAGCAGGCUAAGAGGGAGGGACUCUGUCGAAAAUUGGUUUCUUCCUUUCUGCCAGGGCUUGAGGCAUCGGACCCUACAAACUUUGACCUCGCCUUCAGCUUUGUAGCCCAAAACCUUGCCGAGCCAGCACUAGAUGUCAACCCGCGGGAUGCUGUGGAUUGGUUCGGCAGCCUCGCCCGGCGGUGCGAUGAGGACUCCCAGUCCGCCAAGGCCGCCCGGCUGCGGCAGCUGGUGGGGGAGCUGCUGCACAUGGGGCUCAAGGGCGACUACACGGACCCAGCGGCCCGCAUCCUGCACCUGCUCAUAGGCCUGGCUGGCAGGCCGCUGGACACAUCCGCGGAGGCAGCAGCGGAGGCGGCGGAGCGAGUACGGCAGGAGCGGCUAGCAGAGGAGGAGGCGGAGGCGGCGGCCAAGGCGGAAGCAGAAGCGGAGCUUCUAGCGCUGAUCCGGCAGCCGUUGGAGGGCCGCGAGGAUGAGGAUGAGGAGGAGUGGGGACAGGACGGGGGAUAUGGGUCAUCGUCUACGCUUAGCGACUGGUCUGCGGAAGACGAGGAGGCGGAAGGGGUUGGCGGCAGGGGCGCUGCUGUAGAGGACGAGGAGGAUCAGGAGGAGGACGGAGACAGCGCCAUGCAUCGCGCCGCCCUGCUGCCGCCGCUGACACGUCCGCAUGCCCCCCAGCCUGCGCAACCCCCACCCCAGGGCCCUCACCGCUCUCUAGCACCCACAGCACCCGCAGCAGCUUCCUCAGCAGCAGUGGCCCCCGACCCACCCGCCAGCUGCGGCGCCCAGCGGCUGCGUCCCCCGCGUGAGGCCCCCCCGCCCGGCAGCCUGCGGUGGCGGCAGGUGGCUGCAGCGGGUCUGCCCCCGGGUCUGGCAGGCAGCUGCACCCCACUGGAGAGGGUGCUGCUGGGGCUGCUGGCGGCACUGCAGGGUCGCAGCAGUGAGCUCAUCUCGUGGGACCCGGUGACAUGCAGUUUCCUCCCCGCCGAGGACCUGCACCUCUCCGCCAACCUCACCUACGGUACCGUACACACAGCCGUACGACCGCUCCUCUCCGCCGCCACUGCCGUACGCCGCUUGCACGACUGGGUGCACACCUGCCUGCACUACCACCAAUCCCAACACCACCACCAACGCCAUCACAACCACCAUCACAACCGCAGCCAUAACCACAAGCACGGGGCAGCUACGGCUGCUGGGGGGACGCCGCUGCAGCCCAAGCGGGGGCCUGGGGGUGCUGCUGCGACAGUAGGAGUAGG
Messenger RNA from Astrephomene gubernaculifera, 1922 nucleotides. The record is from the annotation of a GenBank genome assembly. NCBI's taxonomy places the organism in Eukaryota, Viridiplantae, Chlorophyta, Chlorophyceae, Chlamydomonadales, Astrephomenaceae.